Messenger RNA from Sinocyclocheilus anshuiensis, 2752 nucleotides. Its product is annotated as MLX-interacting protein-like. Gene Ontology annotation, molecular function: RNA polymerase II cis-regulatory region sequence-specific DNA binding; DNA-binding transcription factor activity, RNA polymerase II-specific; protein dimerization activity. Lineage: Eukaryota; Metazoa; Chordata; Actinopteri; Cypriniformes; Cyprinidae. The record is from RefSeq and is a predicted model, not a curated record. Gene Ontology annotation, cellular component: nucleus. Gene Ontology annotation, biological process: regulation of transcription by RNA polymerase II. Bases 157 to 2667 code for a protein of 836 amino acids. The transcript is spliced from 18 exons.
GCAACAACGCCCGUCCCGAGCUCGCCAUUAACGCGGGGGGGGCUUGCGGGAGAGUCGGGCGUUUAAUGAAGCUACUUCUCACACGAGAUCACCGGAUCCUGCAGUAAUGGGCGCAGGACGAGUCAUAAAGUGAAGCGGCCGCGAAAACGUUGAAUCAUGGCGACUCGAGAGCCGAGGCUGAUGGUCAAGCAGGAGCAAGACGACGACUCUGACGCAGAGGAGCCGACUGUGUCCUUCAGGAGAGCCGACCAGCAGAUCAUCCACAGCGGGCACUUCAUGGUGUCCUCCCCGCACACCGAGCACCCGCCGAAGAAGGGCUACGACUUCGACACCGUUAAUAAACAGACCUGCCAGACGUACCGCUUUGGGAAGACCAGCACGUCGCAUUUCUCCAUCGACGUCUCGCUGACGAAGCUCUUCGAGUGCAUGACGCUCGCCUACAGUGGAAGGUUGGUGUCACCGAAAUGGAAGAACUUCAAAGGCCUCAAGCUGCUGUGGAGAGACAAGAUUCGCCUCAACAACGCUAUUUGGAGAGCCUGGUAUAUGCAAUAUGUAGAGAAGAGACAGAACCCUGUGUGUCAUUUUGUCACUCCUUUGGAUGGAAAUAUGGACUCGGGAGUACAUCGGCCAACAGAGGCAAUCGCUACAGAAGGAAAGUACUGGAAAAGGAGAAUCGAAAUCGUGAUCAGAGAAUAUCAUAAAUGGAGAACAUAUUUCAAGAAAAGGUUACAGAAGCACAAGGAUGAAGACCUGUCCAGCCUUCUCAGGGGUGCGGAGGAACAGUUUUCUCUCUUUGGGGAAGUGUGUCCAGACACUUGCCGUGUCCUCUUGUACCAGGAUGAAGACGUCAGCGCGGGAAGCCGCCGCAGAUCCCGCAGGAGUCACGAUUCACCUGUUCCAAUGGAGAUGGACCUGCUCUUCGACAUGGACAUGCUCAUGUCUGAAUUCUCAGACACGCUCUUUUCCACGCUGGCCUCUCAUCAACCUGUAGCCUGGCCCAAUCCGAGGGAGAUUGCCCAUGCAGGUAAUGCAGAUAUGAUCCAGCCAGGCCUCAUCCCACUGCAGCCCAACCUGGACUUCAUGGACACUUUUGAGCCUCUGCAAGAUUUGUUUCACACCCUGCGUCCGCCAGCCUUCCCCCCCACUGCCCCAGCAGUCACUGCCUUAAGCAGCAGCAGCUCCCAAACACAGGCUCCCAUGCUGCUCUCAACUGAGCUUCCCUCUCUGCCGCUGGACUACCGUCUCAUCCCUUCUGCUCCUUUGCCCAGCCACCUCUCAGUCGCCAAUCAGGAUAAUGGUAACGCUGUUGGCCCGUCCUACCAACAAACCUACAUGCCUCUUUUCCCAGAGCAAGUGACCCCCUCCAUCCCACCGCCAGCUCCUCCUGUCCCAGCAGCCCCACAGCCUCUCCAGUGUGGAGGUGUUUCCACCGUCACUACAGUCCCGAGUGUCCCGGCUCCAUCCGUAAUCACACACACUGCCCCUUCCACAGUAACUCCCUCUGAUGCAGCCACCACCUUCAGUCACAGAUCAAGCUUUGAGCUGCCCACCGCACCGUCUCCACAGCCUGCGGUCUCCGCCUCACUCAGCUCACAGCCGGUCAACUUCGCCUUGCCCAAAUCCAUUCUGCCUCCUGUCUCUAACAAAAAGGCCAGACAUCCACAGAGACCGAUUGUCCCGCUGCCAUCUCCUCAGCUCAUACUCACAGGUCCCUCCAGUGCUGUGAUUGUCACUCAGUCCCCUCUCAGCGCUGAUGUUGUCCCCAGCACUGGUAUGGUCAUUGCCCCCUCCAGUAUUCCCUGUGGUUCCGCUGGUUUUCAUAUUCUCCCUCAGACACAGAAGUCGCCACAACUAAUCGUACCCAAAGAGGAAACUGCCACAACUAUAUCCAACAACAAGACAUCCGUACAGUCAGCAAGUACAGCACAUGACGGACGAGUCUCAGGUCAAGGGUCGCCUCUGGGAGCAGAGCAGGUCCCGAGCCCUCAGUCACCCCUCAACCCCUGCGCAGGCAAAAAUGAAGCCAGUCAGGGGGAACUAGGCCAACCGAGCAAGAGCCGCAGAGUGAAUCACAUAUCUGCCGAGCAGAAGAGGCGAUUCACCAUAAAUGCCUGCUUCAAGACGUUGUGCAAUCUCGUGCCGACUCUCAGGUCUCAAUCAAACAUCAGUAAUGCUGCGACACUUCAGAAGACAGUUGACUACAUUAGCAAACUGCAACUAGAGAGACAACAGAUGCAGGAAGAGACCAAGAGACUACGAGAGGAGAUUGAGGAGCUUAAUACAUCUAUAAGCUUGUGUCAGGAACAGCUCCCUGAUACAGGGGUUCCCAUCGCACGCCAUCGCUUUGACCACAUGAAGGAGAAGCUUGACGACUAUGUGAAGAACAGAACUCUUCAGAACUGGAAGUUCUGGAUCUUCAGCGUCAUUAUUCAUCCUCUGUUUGAGUCCUUCAAGGCAACGGUGUCAACCACCAACAGCACAGAGCUGUGUGAAACCACCAUGCAGUGGCUGGAUCGCUACUGCGCCCUGCCAGUCCUCCGGCCUAUGGUACUCCGGACGUUACGACAGCUCUGUACCAGCACCUCUAUCUUGACGGAUCCCUCACUUUUGCCUGAGGAAGCUAAAAAGGCUGCUCUCAACCCAAAAAAACAUUCCUCAGGAUAUUAGUUUCAACACUCUGACAUCUAAUAUGUGUCCCUGGAGCACAAAAGCAGUCUCAAGUCGCUGGGGUAUAUUUGUAGCAAUAGCCAAC